Anopheles cruzii is the source of this 1560-nucleotide messenger RNA. RefSeq names its product aspartate aminotransferase, cytoplasmic (gene Got1). Gene Ontology annotation, molecular function: L-aspartate:2-oxoglutarate transaminase activity; pyridoxal phosphate binding. Lineage: Eukaryota; Metazoa; Arthropoda; Insecta; Diptera; Culicidae. The transcript is spliced from 4 exons. Gene Ontology annotation, cellular component: cytosol. The record is from RefSeq and is a predicted model, not a curated record. Gene Ontology annotation, biological process: L-aspartate biosynthetic process. The coding region runs from base 154 to 1368 and encodes 404 amino acids.
UACACAACGGAACAAGCGAAAUAGAUAAUUACGAGCCAACGGUAUCGGUAUUCGCAGCAUUCGUGGUCCAUUCAAAGUUCGUCGUCACUCGAGCGGAGCUCUGUGUUCUUCCUGGUUUUUAGUGUGUGUUCUUGUGUUUCCUUGAUACCCAGAAUGAGCAUUUUUGCAAACGUCGAAGUUGGUCCGCCGGUCGAGGUGUUCGCUCUCAACAAGGCUUGCAAUGAAGACCCCAACCCGAGUAAGGUUAACCUAGGCGUUGGAGCGUACCGCACGAACGAGGGCAAACCAUGGAUUCUCCCGGUGGUCAAGAAGGCCGAGGCGGCUAUCGUGGCGGAUGGGUCGCUGAACCACGAGUACCUGCCGGUGCUCGGUAUGGAGAGUGUAACGAAUGCGGCCUCGACGCUGCUCCUCGGUGACGACAGUGAAGCUCUCCAGAGCAAGCGGGCGUUUGGCGUGCAGUGUCUGUCGGGGACGGGCGCUUUGCGUAUUGGUGCCGAGUUCCUGGCCCGUAUACUGAAUCGCACCACGUUCUACUACUCCGAGCCGACCUGGGAAAAUCAUCACAAGCUGUUCAUGUACGCCGGAUUCAGCGAAGCGCGGACGUAUCGCUAUUGGCACCAGGAAAAGCGAGGCAUCGAUUUCGAGGGCAUGCUGGAAGACUUGGGAAAUGCUCCCGAGGGGGCGGUCAUUAUUCUGCACGCCUGUGCCCACAACCCGACCGGUAACGAUCCGACCGAAGCGCAAUGGAAGCAGAUUGCCGAUACUUGCGAGCGGCGCAAGUUGUUCCCGUUCUUCGACUCCGCUUACCAGGGCUUUGCCAGCGGUGACCCGAACAAGGAUGCGUUUGCGGUGCGCUACUUCGUUAGCCGCGGCUUCGAAAUGUUCUGUUCGCAAAGCUUCGCCAAGAACUUUGGUCUUUACAACGAACGAAUCGGUAAUCUGACCGUUGUCCAGAAGGACGCCAAUACUAGUGCCGCGGUUGCUUCGCAGAUUACGCUACUAGUGCGUGGCAUGUACUCCAACCCACCGGCCUUCGGUAGCCGCAUCGUGAGCCGCGUGUUGAACGAUAAAGAGUUGCGCGCGGAGUGGAUGGAGUGCAUCAAGACGAUGAGUUCGCGUAUCAUCAAGAUGCGCAAAGCUCUCUACGACGAACUUAUGGCCCUGAAAACUCCCGGGACCUGGGAGCACAUCACCCAGCAGAUUGGAAUGUUUUCCUACACCGGUUUGAAUGAAAAACAAGUGCAAAUCCUAAUCAAGGAGUUUAGCAUCUACCUGCUGAAAACGGGACGGAUCAGUAUGUGCGGACUGAACGAGAAUAACGUAUCGUACGUUGCCAGAUCCAUCCACGCCGCCGUGACGAGGGAAUAGUGUGCCGUGGACAUUGUGCACCGUACGACGGGAAACAGCUAGCAGCGAAAAUGAAUCGCAGCAUGCGAAUGUCGAACAUUACCCCAAUCUAAUUGCAAUCUCCAUCUCAGGGGUUGUCAGCGUGUUUCAGUUAUGCAUUUUUCUCUUCAAUUUGUGGUUUGCUUACAAGCAAGCGAAAAGUUAAACAAAAAC